CGCAGAAGCUCCGCCCUGCAGCGCUCGCUCGGCCCAGAAAAAUAUAUCCCACUCGUGAACGCCCAAACCUUGACAUCUUUCUCCCGUCGUCACGUCCAACGAGAGAAAGCACAGUCAAGAUGGCGCCCGCUAACCUCCCCUCCAUCUUCAAUGCCACGAGCACCGACAUUGAGCAGCUGCUCGCUGCUCAGUGCCACAUCGGCUCCAAGAACCUGGGCGUCCACAUGCAGCCCUACCUCUGGAAGACUCGUGCCGACGGUGUGAACAUCAUCAACAUCGGCAAGACCUGGGAGAAGAUCGUCUUCGCGGCCCGCAUCAUUGCCGCCAUUGACAACCCGAGCGAUGUCUGCGUCAUCUCUGCUCGUCCCUACGGCCAGCGUGCCGUCCUCAAGUUCGCCGCCCACACCGGCGCCCAGGCCAUCGCUGGCCGCUUCACCCCCGGCUCCUUCACCAACUACAUCACCCGUUCGUUCAAGGAGCCCCGUCUGAUCGUCGUCACCGACCCCCGCACCGACGCCCAAGCCAUCAAGGAGGCCUCCUACGUUAACAUCCCGGUCAUUGCCCUCUGCGACACCGACUCGCCCACUGAGUUCGUCGACGUUGCCAUCCCCACCAACAACAAGGGCCGUCACGCCAUCGGCCUGAUCUGGUGGAUGCUGGCCCGCGAGGUCCUCCGCCUGCGCGGCACCAUCUACAACCGCGAGACCCCCUGGGAUGUGAUGCCCGAUCUCUACUUCUACCGCGACCCUGAGGCCGAGGCCGAGGAAAAGGUCGAGGAGGAGAAGCUCCCCGGUGUUGAUGAGGAGGGCCCCGUCGCCAUUGAGUCCGGCUUCGCGGCGGGUGCUGGUGACUGGGAGGCUGCCCCUGCUGGCUUCCCUGCCGCCGCUACUGGCGAGUGGAGCGAGGCCGCGCCUGCCACCUGGGAGUCCGGUGCCGCCGCCGGUGCCGCUCCCGCCACCACCGAGUGGGCCGACGCUCCCAAGGAGUCCGGCUGGUAGACAGGAGAUGGCGUACAAUAAAAAGAGCAGUUUUCGGGGUCAGGCGUAACGGCGCGGAUACAAACGGGCUUUGUCUCUCUCCCGGCCCAUUUCCACUCGCAUUGGCUUUCUUCUCGUCUCAACUCGGACAGCGGUGCAAGAUACCCUUUCUGGCCUUUGCCGGAGAGGGGGAAUGCCCUGUGGGGUCAUGAGGGGUGGACUUAAUCGUUAUCCCGCCUCGCCAUAGGAAUACUACUUGGCCAUGUUUCGGGUUCG
Thermothelomyces thermophilus ATCC 42464 is the source of this 1253-nucleotide messenger RNA. RefSeq lists its product as uncharacterized. The record is from RefSeq and is a predicted model, not a curated record. Gene Ontology annotation, molecular function: structural constituent of ribosome. Gene Ontology annotation, biological process: ribosomal small subunit assembly; cytoplasmic translation. Gene Ontology annotation, cellular component: ribosome; cytosolic small ribosomal subunit; 90S preribosome. The transcript is spliced from 6 exons. The coding region runs from base 120 to 998 and encodes 292 amino acids. NCBI's taxonomy places the organism in Eukaryota, Fungi, Ascomycota, Sordariomycetes, Sordariales, Chaetomiaceae.